AUGAUGAUUCAGCUGCAGGGCACUGAGGAAGGAGGUGGUGGAGGAGGUGGCAGCGCGGACAGGCUGAGCACUGAGGAGCUGGAGUGUAAGAUCUGCUACUGCCCGUACAGCCUGGGGAGUCGCAGGCCCAAGGUGCUCGAGUGCUGUCACCGUCUUUGCGCCAAAUGCCUGGCCAAGAUCUUGGACCUGGGCGAGUCGCCUCCGAACGCCGUGGUGUGCCCGUUCUGCCGCUAUGUCACCGGGCUUCCGGGUGAGGCGGCGAGCAGCCUGCCAGACGACUGUAACCUGGUGGCGGCGCUGGCCCUCCAGAGCAGGAACCAGAGGAACCUCCACUUCCACCAGGAGGGGAGCGCCGAGCUGCUGCUCAGCCCCAGGCGCCUGAGCUCGCUGAUGGGCAGCAACCCCUCGGCGUCCCUAUCCUCCUCCUCUUCCUCCACUGCCACCACCACCUACUCGUCCAUCCGAGGCUCCCCUAACUUUGUGGUCAUCACCAUCAUGGAGCCUCCUCCCGCGCCCGCCUCCAGCCAGGACCUCCGUUUUCACCGACAGUCCCAUAACUCUCUGGGGCUUUCCGCGGGCCGGGGCUACCGCUCGUCCAGUCUGGACUCCAUGGCCUCCGUCACGCAGAGGUGGACGGUGUGGAACUGUGCGGCCCUGCUGUGCCAGACCUCGGCCCGGGCGCUGGUGUGGCUGCUGGGGCUGCUGUACUUCAGCUCCCUGCCCAUGGGGGUUUACCUGCUCAUCAUGCAGAGGACGACCCUCGGGGUGCUUCUGGUGAGCCUGGUCCCCGCCAGCCUCGUCAUGAUCAUGGUCUACGGCUUCUGCCAGUGCAUUUGCCACGAGUUCUGGGACUGCUACCCGCCAUAACGGCUCAAAACAACAACAACAACAACAACAACAAAAACAUGGAGUGCUUUGCUUUGAAUGCGCUUGAGAAAAUUUCUCCAGAAUUUUCCAUUUUCACUAAAGAGGAUGGCAUCAUAACUGUCCACAGGAACAGAAACCUGGUGGACAAAUGGUUCCACUUCUAUCUAUUUCUUGAUCUCCUGUCACAAUUUGAAGAUUAUAUCAAAGGGGAGUUAGAUCAGGUUAUUUAUAUUCAAGAUGGAAUUCAGAUUUGGGGAUUUUUAAUGCUUUCCAUGUAUUGUGUUAACAGGUAAUGUAAUUUGUGUGUUGUUUUAGCUGAAUCACCAACUAAAACUGUACUGCUAUUUAGGUAAAACUUGGCAAAUAUUAUCGAGGUUGAUUUUGUUGCUUGAGAGGAGUUGAAAGUGGUAAUAAUAAUUUCCUGUGGUUCCGAGGGAUCUGAUGUGCUAUAUGACAGUGGUUCUCAGCCUUUUCAGCUUGUAACCCCCGUCCAAAACAAAGCCUGGCCCAGUCGUGACCCCCCUCUCACAGGAGCAAACACCCCCAACUGUGAACUCUGACAGCCCGCGCUCACCAAAUUUCACGAGAUGAAUGAGGUCUUUGUCGCGUUAUGUGCACGGAAAGUGGAAAAGAAAUAUGUUUUGCCACCUUGAAAGGAUUACAUAGAGGAGACAUAACAAUACACAGGGAGUAGUUGUUUUCUAUUAAAGUGGCAUGGUGGACAGUGACCACCAAGCGCCGCUGUAGCUGACAGAUUUCUGUAAGACCAUGGCUGUGUUGCUUCCGGGAAUAUUUUCUAGUAGUAGCAAGUGGUUUGUCCAGCCAAUGUGACAUUAUUAUAUAGCUAUAACCCUAUGGAAACAAUU
Messenger RNA from Myripristis murdjan (pinecone soldierfish), 1733 nucleotides. It is a transcript of the gene rnf182, whose product is annotated as ring finger protein 182. The transcript has a single exon. NCBI's taxonomy places the organism in Eukaryota, Metazoa, Chordata, Actinopteri, Holocentriformes, Holocentridae. Gene Ontology annotation, cellular component: cytoplasm. The record is from RefSeq and is a predicted model, not a curated record. Gene Ontology annotation, biological process: protein ubiquitination. The coding region runs from base 1 to 867 and encodes 288 amino acids. Gene Ontology annotation, molecular function: ubiquitin-protein transferase activity.